Molecule: messenger RNA, 10908 nt
Organism: Uranotaenia lowii
Lineage: Eukaryota; Metazoa; Arthropoda; Insecta; Diptera; Culicidae
Gene: Hydr1
Product: phospholipase ABHD3
Exons: 6
Coding region: 583-1869 (428 amino acids)
Biological process (GO): medium-chain fatty acid biosynthetic process; medium-chain fatty acid catabolic process
Molecular function (GO): monoacylglycerol lipase activity; acetylesterase activity
Source: RefSeq, a predicted model, not a curated record
AAGUGCCAGUCAGUUUUGGUCGGAAAGUCGCGAACGGUGUUGUAGUUUUCCGACACCGUUUUUUUGAAUUUUAAUAUUUUUCACAGGGUUUUCGAUGGGGAGGAAAAGUUGGUAAUGGAUUGAAUAAAUGUCCUAAGAAAGGAUUAAACGUGAAUUGGUGAGGAAUUACAUACUGUGUUGUUACAAAUUCCGCAUUUGUUUUAUACGCUCCAUGGAUAAAGGAUAUACGAGCUUUUUUCGGUGUGUUGUAUGUUUCAUAAGUUACAUUGUCCAUCAAAAGAAGGCCUAUCGGAAAAGUUGAGAGUCUUCAGCAAGAAAUCGAAGAACACGAGAGAUAGAGAGAGAGGAGGAUUGCCUUGUGAUCAACGUGCACGUGAAACUGCAUCAAGUUCAAUGUAGCAGCAGUCCUACCCUAGCACAUUACUUGCUCUUGCUACCUACUAUCGAGGGGACAGUGCAUUAUUUCCCAAAACCCCAACUAUUAUCUAGUGCUUUGCUGCUCGUGUGUGAUCCUAUCGCUCGCUUUCCAUUGUCAAUUUAAAGUGUUACUUUUUAAUAAAACCCAGUGAUAGCCGGUGCACGAUGUUUCUAGAUCUCUACGCAUAUUUGACCAACCUGCCGAGAUGGCACAUCUUUGCCAUUUUCCUGGUAGGCUAUUUGGUGUAUUACCUCAUAGAGGUGGUUAAGCGACCAAUAUUGGCGGCUUCAGAUGGCCCAUUCAAGAAGUACCUCCUGAAACAUGUGCCCAUUUUGGAGUUGAAAUUUUGGCCUACCUUUUGGUGCGUGGAAAGCCGGGCCCAGACUGUAUUCGCCAGCAUAAUCCGAUCCAAUAUGAUACCCCAGGUUGCGUAUCGGCGGGAGAUUCUUUCGCUGAAAGAUGGCGGCGAGGUGGCUCUGGAUUGGCUGGAAACCAACUGUGAUAGCGAUUCCCCGCUUAUCCUAAUCCUGCCGGGAUUAACCGGAGAAUCACAAGCCGAGUACAUCAAAUGCUUGGUAAUGGCGGCAAAUCGUUGUGGGAUUCGGACGGUGGUUUUCAACAAUCGAGGCCUCGGCGGAAUCGACCUGAAGACUCCUCGCUUGUAUUGUGCCGCCAAUACCGAAGAUUUGUCGGAGGUUAUCAAGCACGUCAAGAACCUGAAUCCUCACGUACGAAUUGGGGCCACUGGCAUCUCCAUGGGAGGAUUGAUUCUGGGAAAUUAUCUUGCCAGCUACAAUGACGAAUCCAAGUCGAUUCUGACGGCUGCAAAAAUUAUCUCCGUUCCGUGGGACGUUAACAAGGGGUCGGAUAGCAUCGAACAGCCAAUACUAAAUAAUAUGCUUGGUCGGCAUUUGGCAGGCAGUUUGUGUAGAACAGUUCGAAAAUACGAAAUCCUUCGUGAUGAAAAAUUUGACUGGGACAUGGAUAAGGUGCUACAGAGCAAAACGAUAAAAGAGUUUGACUCGCAAUUUACCUCAAAACACUUUGGCUACAAGGACGUUGAUGACUAUUAUGCUGAAGCCACAUUGCACAAUAAAUUGCACAAAAUCAAGGUGCCACUCCUGUGUCUAAGCGCUGCCGAUGAUCCUUUCCAGCCACUGGAUGCGAUACCAAUAAAGGCAGCCGAAAAGUCAUCCCACGUGGCGAUCGUCAUCACGACACGUGGUGGUCACAUCGGCUUUCUGGAAGGUUGGUGGCCGGCUAACAAAGAUCAAUACAUGGGCCGCCUGUUUAGUCAAUACUUUUCAGCCACCCUCUUCGAUCCGGAUCAUGAUUUCUACCGCACAUCACAGGUUAUGAUGGAGCACAAUCUUAAGGCCUCGACGUCGGUUCCGACAACACCCAUUCCACGAUCCUCUAGUCCGUUGCGUAAAAAGUCAAUUCCAUUCUAAUAAUAACAAACAAUAGAGUCAGCAUCGGAAUUUGAUUGUAACAAAUACAUACGUCCAAAUUACUAAUCAAAUUGAGAUAGACUUUGUGUUCGUGAAAUUGAUCCUGGAGUUUUUCAGCAAGAAUAACGCCGGUUUUAUAUUGCUUCAAGCUCAAACUGCAAUUUAUUGGCAUGUUAGUAAUUGAAUUCAAGUUAGAUAAUUUUAUGCUUACAAUUUAAUCUCCUACUACAAUUUGUAUUUCACGAACCAAACUUCGGUUAAUACGCUCCGUUUUCAACUAGAACUAUACAAAUAUUGUUUAUUAAUUUGGCAAAUAAAGAUCUUUAAAUAUAAUACUUGAAACGUGCUGGUACUCUACAAUGACGAUUGUUAAUAAUGACUUGCAAAAUUUUCUGACAACCUAUCUCGAAUAUGCGGCGUCGCGACGCCUCCUUAUCACUGUUAUCAAAUUACUGUCAAAGCUGUUUCUGGGUCGUCCGAGGGGCUAGCUUGUGCACAACAUCCUCCCCCGCAUGUCGAAAGAACGUUCCGUUCGGCGUCAUGUUCAUUUUACAUCCAAAAGCGCAAGUUUAGUACAAGGACGACUCAAAACUCCACCGCUUAUCUGUAUAUCUGCCAUCCGGGAUACACCGUCCUUUCCUGGAUACAUCUUAAUCACUCGACCCCUGAUCCAUCGGUUACGCGCACCCUCAUCGGCAAUUACUACUAACUCCCCAUCAUUGAUUGGACGAACAUCUUCAAACCACUUUGUUCGUCUUGUAAUGGUCGGCAAAUAUUCCACCACCCAUCGCUGCCAAAAGAUUUGCAAAACUCGUUGAAUAAGGUCCCAGCUACACCUUAUAACCGUUCCCUUCAGGAUAGGCCUUUUAACACCCUGCCGUACUCCUUUGGACCCCAACAUCAAAAAAUGGUUGGGGGUUAAAGAUUCCUCGUUUUCCGACCUAAUAGGGAUGAAUGUCAGCGGUCUAGAAUUUAUCAUAUGUUCAGCUUCAAUUAGAACCGUUAGGAAGGAUUCUUCAUCGAAUUUAUCAACCGUAGGGACCGAUUUCAAAGCAGUUUUUACGGAUCGGACCAUCCGUUCCCAACAUCCGCCCAUGUGGGGUGCCGCUGGUGGUAUGAAAUACCAUUGGGUUCUGGUGUCGGUGAAUGUACUACCCAGCUCGUUGUUGAUCGCUUUCAGUUCCGUUCUAAGUUCACGACUAACGCCUAGGAAAUUUGUUCCGUUGUCCGUGUAAAUCUCCUCAGGAGCUCCUCUACGUGCGACAAAUCUACGGAUAGCUUUUUUGCAUGAAUCGGAUGACAUGUUGGCAGCAACUUCGAGGUGAACCGCUCUCAAAGUCAAACAGGUGAAGAGCACUACCCAUCGUUUGACCGCUUUUCUUCCUAUUUUAAUCAGAUAUGGUCCAAAGUAGUCGAUUCCGGUAAAGGUGAAUGGACGUACAAACGGUGUGAGUCUUACGCGUGGGAGCGGACCCAUUUUCGGCGCUACAGGUGACGCUUUGUAGACUUUACACCAUUGACAUGCUUUUUUGACUUUCUUCAACUCGACUCGUAGUCUCGGUAUUCUGAAUCGUUGCCUAAGCUCAUUGACGACAGUUUCAUCAUUCGCGUGCCCAUAAUUUCGAUGAUACCAAUCCAGUACAAGGUAAGUGAUCCUAUGAUCUCUGGGUAGGAUGAUCGGGUACUUAGCAUCAUAUUCCAUCCAAUCAGCCGCCUGCAUUCGACCAUCUACGCGAAUCACACCAAACUCGUCGAUAGUUGGGCCCAUGGAAGAUAUGGAACUAGAUUUUGAAAUCUUUCUCCUGUUCGGAACGCUCGUUUGAUUAUUAUGUCGGAGUAUAUCUACCUCUUUCGGAAAGGAAUCAUUUUGUGCAAUUCUCCACAAUGCACGCUCAGCCCUCUUCAAGUGAUCGCUAUUCAUACCAAUAGUGUUGAUCUGCUUGCCCAGAAACUUCUUCAAAUAACAGUCUUCAAAGUAAUGAACGUAGCCCGUCACGCGCAGAAGGCGUUCCCACUUAGAAAAGCGGUUGAUGUCGAUUAUAGGAACUCGUGCCACAUGAGCAUGGACACUAUCGAUGCGUAACUCUUCUUUACUAACUUCAGCGUAGACGAUACGAUCUUUCGGCCAUUCGUUUUCAUCCAGCUCGUAGAGGAAUUCCGGUGCCUUAUACCAUCGACUUUCAGCGUCAAACGAAGGUCCUUUUCCCCACUUCGUAGCCUCAUCAGCGACAUUAAGGCGUGUGGGGACCCAUCUCCAUUCUUCAAUUUUGGAUAAUUCAAGUAUCUCAUUGAUUCGAUGAGCUACAAAUCGGUUAUAGCGACGCAUAUCUGACCGUAUCCAUGACAGUACUGUAGUUGAGUCACUCCAGAAAAGGACUUCAUGGAUAGUGAGGGUGUGUUCCUCUUCUAUAACCUUUCUCAGUCGAGCUCCUAUCAAGGCCGCAAGCAGCUCAAGACGAGGAAUAGAUAAAAUCUUUAACGGUGCAACCUUUGUUUUCGAGGAUACCAGAGCACAUCGAACCUUAUUAUCUUCUACGACUCGCAAAUAGGCUACAGCUGCAUACGCCUGCUCACUCGCGUCGACAAAUAUGUGCAGCUGAACGUUGUCAUACGUGUUUUUUGUGUAUCCGGGAAAGUAACAUCGUUUAAUCUUUAAACAUUCUAUACCAGGUAAUGCACUGAGCCACAGUUUCCAUUUGGUGAAAAUCUCUUCAGGUAUUUUAUCGUCCCAUGCAACUUUCUCUCGCCACACCUCCUGAAUAAUUAUUUUUCCGUGGAUCGUAAAAGCAGAAAUUAGACCCAAGGGAUCAUACAAACUCAUAACUAGCUUCAAUAACUGCCGUUUUGUUGGAACAGUUUCACAAUUAAUUAAAUCUGCAAUCUCUUUGCUAAAUUGUACUGGAAAAGAGAACACAUCAGAGGAUGGUUGCCAAAUCAUCCCUAACAAACGUUGGCCUUCUGACUCAUCACCAAACUGCAUGUUCUUAACAACUGUUGGGUUGUUGGCACCGAUUUGUUGUAGAACUUCAUUGCGAUUUGAAAUCCAAUUAACAAUUUCAAAUUUACCUUUAGAAUGGACUUCUGUCACCUGCAAGGCUAACUCCACCGCUUCCUCGACCGUGUCAACGCAUUGUACGUAGUCGUCUACGUAAUGCCACCGUGUGAUUGCGUCCGCUGCUCUCGGAUAAUCUCGUUGAUAUUCUGCCGCAUUUAGAUUUUUCACGAACUGUGCAUGUGCAGGCGAGCACGUAGCACCAAAGAUGGCCACAUCCAUCACCAUGAUGUCCAAGGGUUUGUCCGGAGAAUCUCGCCAUAGAAACAACUGGGCACUACGAUCUUCAGGGCGCACCAAUAUCUGGUGAAACAUCUCUCUAAUAUCCGCUGCAAUGGCUACUUCACGCUCUCGAUACCGAAAAAGUAUAGAUAAAAGAGAUGUUAGAAGAUCGGGACCUUUCAUGAGCAUGCUGUUUAAUGAUACACCAUCGACCUUAGCAGCUGCGUCCCAUAUUAGCCGCACCUUCUCAGGCUUUUUUGGGUUCAGCACUACCCCCAUGGGUAAAAACCACGUACGGCGAAGAUCGAAACUUUCAAAUUCGGCCUGGGUGGCUUUAUGCGCAUAACCUUUAAGCUGAUAAUCUGCAAUCUGUUGACGAAUUUUGUCAUACAGGGCAGGAUUUUUCGUAAGUCUUCUCUCCAAACAUUUCCAGCGUUUCUCAGCCAUCGGUCGACUGUCGGGGAAUUCAAUGUAAUUAUAUUUCCAUAAUAAACUAACCUCGAAUCGGCCACUUGAUGUUCGUUUUGUUGUCUCAGAUAAUAUUUUAUAAGCUCGUUGGUCUUCAAGGGUCUGCAACUCUGGGGCAGCUCGUAUGCCCAAACUUUCGAUCGAGAAGAAGUUUUUAACAAAUUCGUGUAAAUUGUCAUCAGAUUUUGUAGCACAGAUGUGUAACUGGUGAUGGGGCAACGUAUUCGCUCUUCGUGGUACACGACCGAAGAUUGACCACCCAAUCCGUGUUUUGGUAGCAACUGGCUCACCCUGUCUGCCUUCUCUGGCUUUCAAUGGCAUAAUCAAAUGAGCAUUAUUUAGUCCGAUGAGUAGUCUCGGCACUGCAGAUUCAUAGCUUGUUACUGGUAAACCUUGUAGAUGUGGAUAUUCUUGAGACAUUCUGUCGAAAUGCAAACUUUGUUCAGGUAGAUCAAGACUCUCAACAGUGUAUACUUCUGAUAGUUUAUGACGCCUAGCGUCGCUAGUUUCAGCUAUCUCAAAUUCCAUAAUUCGAGUAUUAGAGAUGUUCUUGUUUACUCCCCCAGUCCACUGGAUGCAAAGCGACGUUGUAAUUCCGUCGCCACCUAGUUCGUCUGCUAGCGAUUCCUCUAACAUCGUGACAGAAGAUCCGUCGUCCAAAAAUGCAAAGGUUUGCACAUUGCCUUUGCUACCAAAAAGCGUUACCGGUAGCAAGCGAAAGAGAAUAGAUGAUGUAACCUCACGAUGUAUAGACACGGUGGCAUGUUGUCUCGCAGAUGUACUCUCUUGUGGAUCGAAAUGUAAUAAACGAUGAUGUUUCUUCGAACAGUCGUUUAUCCCGCAAACUUCUCCUUUACACGGCCACCUACUAUGGGCCACAAGACAGCGUCUACAGAGCUUAUUGUUUUGUUUAAUUAGCUUCCAACGUUCAUCUGUACUCAUAUUUUGGAACUUGAAACAUUUUUCUAAUGGGUGAGCGAAUUUUUGACACGCGACGCAUGGUUUCAGUGCAACAUGGUUCAGCUGUUCUGUUUGACUCGAUUCGGGUUGUUCCGAGUCAUCGACGAUUUCAGCGUGCGUGUGAACAAAUUCUCUUCCCUUGCUUCUUGAUGUUGCAUUGUUGAUUCCGCCGUUCAUUACUAAGCGGCUGGUGGCGGUAGUUAUGUAUUGCAUGUAUUUGGAGAAUACAUUAAGAUCUACGAGCGGGAACUGCGUCUGAUACAACGCCCAGUUGAAUUGAGCUGUAGGUGGUAAUUUAUCUACGAGUUCCUUGAGCAGAGUAGGGUCAGAUAAAUGGUUCUGCAAUCCUACGGCUUUAAGAUGGCUACACAUGUUUUGUACAACUAAUCCAAAAUUCAUCAGCAUGUCUAAUCGGUGUUCUUUCGGGGCUGGAGUACUGCGUACCUUGUUGACCAUGUGAUGUACGAUCUGUUCCGGUCGACCAAAUAAAGUUUUAAGCGUCUCGAUUACUUCCGGAACCGUCGAAGGGUGCAACAGGAAACUGCUCACGGCUUCUUUAGCAUUUCCUCUCAAACUCUGUUGCAGGCGAAGAAGAUUUUCCGAAUUUGAAAAACCGCAUAAUUCGGUGGAGUGCUGAUAGCUACUAUAAAAGAGCGGCCAAUCCACAGGAUCUCCGCUAAACACAGGAAGUUCUUUCCUCCCCACGUGGCGGGCUGCUAACUGCUGCGAUGUUGGCCCGGAAAGGUGGUCACGAACGUGGUUUGUUUCAUACGAUGGAUUCACAAUAGGGGCAACUGGAGUGGGAGGAUAUGGUGGUUGCUGAGGUAGCAUGGGUGGUGUAACUUCAGGGAAAUCGUAACAGGGGGUUCUUCUCCCGAUGGGUGUGCUUAUAUUUUCAUACAUCGAUGCAUUGAUAGGUUUUUCAAAGGGAUUAUGUUGUGUAAAUAAUUCACUUACCGAUGGUGCAUCGUUUUGGGGGAGGGUAUUGUUACCUGCCGCUGGUUGACAAUUCUGGUAAUACACAGGUCCGAUGUUCAUUUCCGGUGAUAAAGUCUUGUUGGGUUGAGAAAAUUGAUUUAGCCGACUCAUAAGUUGCUGUUCAACAAGACGCAAUCGACUCAAUUCACGAUCACGCUCUUCCAGCGCUCUCUCUGUUUGCUUCCGAUGUUCGAUACGCUCUUCUUCCUGAGAUCGUAUUUGCCUACGAUACUCCGCUUCCCGUUUCUGCAUUUCCUCCGCAUCCGCGCGUCGUUGUUGUUCAACUAACUUCAACUGCUGCAUCAAUUCGAUUUCACGCUUUCGACGAAUAUCGUUUUCCUGGGCAUGUUGUUGUUGUAAAUUUUGUACACGACGAAGGUUGUCGAUUUCAAGCCGCCACUUGUCGAAUGUAGGUUGGGAUGGCUUCGGAUAGGCUCCAGUUCUUUGAUCGUUGGAUUCCACAUCCUUUAGAAGACGUAGAAAAGGUUGUAUGUCAACUAACGGGAUUCUAGCGGCAUCGUCGGUAGCAGCAGACUCAUUGUCCUGACACUCUCCUACGGAAAUACUGCCGGUUGUUCGUUGCAGGGAUGUGCGAUCUAAAUCCACAAUCCAACUAGCCAGAUCAAGAACAACUGCUGCGGGAGUUUUCUCCUCACUUUCGAUGGGUUUUGUUAAUGGGGUCGACGUUUGAGGGCCACCAAGCUGGCUCACUAGCGUAGGUUCAACUGCUCUCCCGGAAUCAAUGGCCUUGGCAGAUUCUGACGGCAUUGUAACGACGUCCCGGUUGGAUCUUUCAACGGUUCUUGACUGAUCCUUAACCCAAUCUGUUACCCGGCAGGAUCCGGCUUGACUACUGCGUUUACUCCGAGCACUAUCUCUUUCAUUCUCUUCAUCCUGCUGUUCAAGCAGUUUAUAUUUUUUGUUUAGAUAAGUUUUAUCUCGAUCCAUCUGCGCCUUGGCUGCUGUUUCGUGCAGCUUCCGCUCUUCUUCCAACCGUUCCAAAUCACGAGCUAUACGAGCUCGACGAGAGCUGCUAGCUGUGGAUUCAGCCGUGAUUGAACUAGGUGCUGGUGGAGGGAUCCGGGGCCUGCACAUCACGCACCGAUACGCUAUCUCGUGGGCGUUGGCAGUAGUUACACCGGCACACUUGAAAUGUUCCCAUCCUUGGCAACCCAUACACUGAACCAUGAAUUUAUCAGCAUCAUUCCGUUGAUCGCAAGAAAUACAGUCCCGCUCGUGACCUCGAUUUGCCUCAACGAAAGUAGCCUCGAAGAGUAUACCGCAAUUCUCAGAGGCGUGGGACGAUGCAAUUUGUAGGUUAGCUUUCAUUGCCUCUCGAAUUGCCUUAGUCUGCGAUCGGGUUUGCCGCUGAUGCUGGUUGGAAGCCAUGGUACUUCUGGAUAAAUUUUUGAGUUUGUUCGUGAAAUUGAUCCUGGAGUUUUUCAGCAAGAAUAACGCCGGUUUUAUAUUGCUUCAAGCUCAAACUGCAAUUUAUUGGCAUGUUAGUAAUUGAAUUCAAGUUAGAUAAUUUUAUGCUUACAAUUUAAUCUCCUACUACAAUUUGUAUUUCACGAACCAAACUUCGGUUAAUACGCUCCGUUUUCAACUAGAACUAUACAAAUAUUGUUUAUUAAUUUGGCAAAUAAAGAUCUUUAAAUAUAAUACUUGAAACGUGCUGGUACUCUACAAUGACGAUUGUUAAUAAUGACUUGCAAAAUUUUCUGACAACCUAUCUCGAAUAUGCGGCGUCGCGACGCCUCCUUAUCACUGUUAUCAAAUUACUGUCAAAGCUGUUUCUGGGUCGUCCGAGGGGCUAGCUUGUGCACAACACUUUGUGAUAAGGUUAAAAUAAUUUGCAUAGUUAAAACGGCAACUAAUCCACAACAAAAAAAGUUCAACUAAAAUGUUAUAAAUAGGUAGAAUCAAACAACGAUUUUAUGCAUGUUGUGGUUUUAAAAAUGCAUUGUUUGUUACCAAAGUUUUCAGAGCGCUGCAACCUAUAUACUUUUAUCAUAAAAGAUUAAAGUUACGAAUUUAACACUAAACAUUUUGCAAUGCAGAUUUCAAAGCUUUAAUAUAAUAGUCAAUGCGAAAGGAUGCCUUCGUAUAUUAUAGUGCUAGGUAACUUUCAAAUCGAAACAUACACAAAAUUUUCAUUGCAGUUAAAUUUUGUUAACCUGUGGAAAAGUUUAAUCCAUGAUGAAGAAGUUUGAAACUUUCUAUUUUACUGUUAUAAACGAUUUCUGUAGCUCACUUUAAGAAUUUCGAUUUAAAAAGGUCAAUAACAAAAAGAAAUAGGGUGCAUUAAGACAGAAAUAUUUUGAUAAUUAGCUACCUAUUUGUUUAAAUGUUUCAAAUCAGCUUCUAUACCAAAAGCAAUAUACAGAACCAUUCUAAUUCACAUAUCAUCAAAAAAGCUCUGUUGAAAAAAAAAUACUAUAAAAGACUUUAGAAUCACAUGAAAAUCGAAUUGUCGUUUGUUUAUACAAGAACAUAAACUGGUUGUUGAAUUGAAGGAUCAAUCUAACUUUUCUAGAUCAGUAAAAUAGUUAAGACAAUGUCUGACAGUACGCAAUAAAAUUUACAUAGAUUUUCAAUCAUUAUUCUCUUUUCCUUAAAAAAAGAAGUUUAAACCCAUAACUGAAGAAUUUCUUAUUAAAAAAUUAAAAACAUUCAUUCUGUUCUAUCUAAAAUUGAAAUGGUGUUCAAACAUAGGUUAAGUCUGAAAGAGACAUUGCAUGUAGUACCAAAUUAAACUGCGUUGAACGCUGUCAUUACAUUUUGUGUUAGGUUGAAAGUUAUGAUGCCUAGUGAACAAAUGUUAGAAUAAAGAUGCAAAAUUACUGCAUAAGUUAUUUAAUUAGUAUUUUUACAAAAUUACGUAUAUGAACAAGAUGGUUACAUGCGAGAAACAUAAAAGAUGAAAAUGCUCUGCCAGUUUUGAAAUUUUGAAUUGAAUUUAAAGAGUUAAAAGUCUUUAGUUUUUAUUUAUAUUUUCAAAUAUAUUUUUCCAUCAAUAAAAAUAAUCAUAAAAUGAUCAUUUUGGUCCACUUUCAAAAUUUUGUUCAUGUAUACUUUAAAUGUUACCAUAAUGAGCCAUAUAUGUGUGAGAAUUAGACCGUGGGGGGCAUAAAGACAAAGACGACAAACAAUUUUGAAACGGGCAUACAACUGAAACAAAAAAUUAGUAACUUUCUCAAUUGGCAUGUGGAACUCUGAGCAUAAUACCGAUAUUUUGCAAUACGAUUACGUUGAGAAAGACGGAUGGAUUUCAAUUAUACAUAUGUUUUGCUGUAACUUCGUCAUUGAAGGUCCUCUAUUCGAAAAUAAAUGAAACUAAUAACUUAUUGUAGAUUAAA